Messenger RNA from Dromaius novaehollandiae (emu), 3515 nucleotides. It is a transcript of the gene PPA2, whose product is annotated as inorganic pyrophosphatase 2. Gene Ontology annotation, biological process: phosphate-containing compound metabolic process. The coding region runs from base 114 to 1106 and encodes 330 amino acids. Gene Ontology annotation, cellular component: cytoplasm. The transcript has 12 exons. The record is from RefSeq and is a predicted model, not a curated record. Gene Ontology annotation, molecular function: magnesium ion binding; inorganic diphosphate phosphatase activity. NCBI's taxonomy places the organism in Eukaryota, Metazoa, Chordata, Aves, Casuariiformes, Dromaiidae.
AGAGCCCCCCCCUCGGCCGUGCGAGGCUCCCCCGGCGGGGCGGGCGCGGCGCGGCGCAACGCAGGCCCGGCGGCCGCAGGAAGGGGAGGGAGGCGGCGGCGGGCGCCGCCAUCAUGCGCGCGCCGCCGGGGCUGCUGCGGCUGCUGGCGGCGCGGGGGUGGGGGAGGCCGCUGCGCCGCAGCCUCGGCGCCAUGGCCCGCUACGGCACGGAGCAGCGGGGGCAGCCCCACUCGCCCGAUUACCGCCUCUACUUUAAGAAUCCAGAGGGUAAAUAUAUUUCUCCAUUUCAUGACAUUCCGCUGUUUGCUGGAUCUAAAGAAGAUAAAGAGAUUCCAGCAAAGAGAUCAAAGACUACUGGAAGUGAGGGACUGUUUAAUAUGAUCGUAGAAGUGCCUCGUUGGACAAAUGCAAAAAUGGAGAUUGCCACUGAGGAGCCGUUGAAUCCCAUUAAACAAGAUAUAAAGAAAGGCAAGCUUCGAUAUGUGGCAAAUAUCUUUCCUCACAAGGGUUAUAUAUGGAAUUAUGGUGCUUUCCCUCAGACCUGGGAAGAUCCAAGCCACACAGAUAAGAUCACAGGAUGUUGUGGGGAUAAUGAUCCUGUUGAUGUUUGUGAAAUAGGUUCAAAGAUUCGUUCGUCUGGUGAGAUUGUUCAGGUGAAGGUCUUGGGAGUUUUAGGUCUUAUUGAUGAAGGAGAGACAGAUUGGAAGAUAAUUGCUAUCAGUGUGGAUGAUCCAGAAGCCCAGAAAGUCCAUGAUAUUGAUGAUGUCAGGAAGCACAAACCAGGUUACCUUGAGGCUACAAUUGACUGGUUCAGAUCAUAUAAGAUCCCAGAUGGUAAACCAGAAAAUAGGUUCGCUUUUAAUGGAGAAUUUAAAGACAAGGAUUUUGCUGUUGAAAUUAUUAAAUCCACCCAUGAAUACUGGAAAGCUUUGCUUCAUAAAAAAGCUGAUGGAGGUACUAUUAAAUGCACAAAUGUUCUGGUGAGUGGUAGCCCGUUUUGCUGCAGUGAAGAGGAUGCCCGAUCAAUUGUGCAGUCGGCACCAGCACCUGUGAAUGGAGACUCUGUUUCCGAAGAAGUUGAUGCCUGGUACUUUUUUCCCAAGUGAUCGUCAAUAAGUUCUGAAGCCACAUCAUCAAAUCUUCAAUCAUCCCUUUUUUUUCCCUUGAGUUUUGAAGACACACAGGCAAAUGAACUAAUUGCUGGAUUCCUGUUGAGACAACUUUUCAAAUUAUAUGAACUUUCUAUCAUGUAAAUAAACACUGACAUACAGUUAUGUUUCCUUUCUAUGACUGUCUUGUGCAGGGUGGAGGAGAGGGAAGAGGGCUUGCUUGCUUGUUCGUUCCUGAGCUUCAGAACUCUAGGAUUCCUUUUGUCCAUUCAUGAAGUGCAUCAAAAGAGAUGGGAGAUAAGGUGGCUUCAACCUUUGUUCUCCAGAUUUAGAAAUAAUCCAAGUCAUCAGGUGCAUAGGAAGCUGCAUUAAUUUGCAUCUCAGGACUUGUCUGUCUGCCAUGACUGUAAUCUUUUUCGGAGAGACAGUAAUCUUUGGUAUGUUGUGGGCUUAGCAGCUUACUAUGUGCUCAAAUAUGCAACUGUGCACUGUUUCCUGAGGUAUAUUCUUUUUUGUGCCCGUGGGUCUCUGCAUGUUUCAUAGCGUUAUGGGUGUAGCAUGUUUCCUUUUAAAAGCAAAUACAACUUCACUCCAAAAAGUAAUUCAAUUAGGAAGGGCUCAUGCCAUAACAAUUGAAAUAAGGAUGCACAUGUGCUCUGUGUAGUACAUCCUGUUUUGAUAACUUCUUUGUUUCAUCACACAGGAAGGAUUUUCCUUAUGGAAUGUUUCCAUUUUUAGAAUUGUGUAUGCCUGAAGGCUUCUGAUAGUUCCUCAUGCAGUGGGACAAAGUUAAUAAAGUGUAUAGAACUGAGCUUUGUGUUUUCCUAGUAAGAAUGUCUGCCAUAUUUUCUGCUGCAGGAUUAUGUCAGAUCUGUCUGUACCGCCUGGUAUUCUCUUAAAAAAAAAAAAAAAAGAAAGAAAGAGAAAAAGAAAAAAAAAUUCCCCCCCAAAAGCUGUUAAGUAGAAAGAGAGGAAAUGAUCAUGCAGAGAGACAGCUUUACCCAGCCUGUUACUGAGACCAGAGGUGAGCAUUGUCUAGUUUGUAAAAUGACUGAAACAAAGGCUUAAUAUUGCAGGCACUUGAUGGAAGUGGGAGACAGAAAACUGAAAAAUACAGGCUGUGGGCUUGACAUAGAGGAUUAACUUUUCUUUGCAAAGAAUGUUAUUAAUAAGAAAACUUUCACCCUCAGGGUGUAUUUCUUUGAUUUUAGGAGUUAAUUUUCUGCUUUAGAGAGCUUGCUCUAGAAAGUUGCUUAGUGUAUAAACACCAGUGAGGGGCCUCAGCAUUUUUGAGUAGUCUGAGUUCUCCCAUCUGCAAGGGGUUUUGCAUUGUUUUAUACAAUGCAAAAAGACUUUAAAGACUACUUUUCUGUUUUUUUGGGUUUUUUUUUUUUUUUUUUUUUUUUUUAAUCCAGAGGUAAGUUACAUCCAACAUGUAUUUACAAUACUGAUUUGGCAUAUUUGCAGGAUUCUAAGAUAGUGUGCAUUAUACCUGCAGAUGUAAUGGCCUUUCUUUUUUCUUUUAUUUUGUAAUUGAUUAAAUAGGGCUGAUGUGCAGCCUCUCAGUAUGAAAUUACUCUGGUUACAGGUGAGCUAUUGUAGAGUGCAGAACAGCUGCCACAUUUGCCUGUAUGGUGGUUACUACUAAGAGAGGCUUGCUGUUCUGUAAAGUGCUUAGGGACAGUUGGAUGAUGAAGGGCACUGUGUAAAAUCAAAUCAUCUUCCCUAUACAUAGCUCACUUCUGUACUUUUUUUAAUUUUUGAGACAUGUAAGGGAAAGGCAACAUAAGCAUACAAAAAACAGCUAUUGUUUACAAACAGAUACCCAUGCUAAACUGAAGAGUAGGUUAAACAGUAGAUAGUAUGGUUUUGUUUAGAAGUUAUUUCCUUUUUACUGUAAAUAACUUUAGUAGUGCUUUUUAAUUUAUAACUACAUUAAUGACGUAGGGUUAGGAAUUGAGAAAUAUAUGUUUAGAUCAGAUUAGACUUUAUGCAUGUAAAUAAUAAUAAAUAGUAUUUGGAAAGCUGAAAACUUAUAUGAACUGAAAUGUCUGGUGCUGUCAUAAAUUUUGAAAAUGUUAAAAUAUUUCCUGCAUGGAGAGUAUAUAAACAGAUGACUGCCUUGUCUUCAGACUGCUUACAACAUCUGCUUAUGUACAUUUUCUAAAGGUUUUUCCCAAGUGGGAUAAAAAGAUGUACAGUUACGUGUAACCUCACUGCUAAAAUGUACUGAAUGGUACUGACGUGUGCGUUUUGGAAAUAGAGUGUAAUAAAAAAGCUGUGGAGAGAAUGUCUGCUAAUAAGAGGAUCAGGGGAUGGGACAGAGAAACUCGGGAAUGUGUUUUAUAGAUCACUUCAGGAAAAACAAGUUUACAAUAAACACUUGGUUUUUGUUUUGUUUCCUAG